Molecule: messenger RNA, 1820 nt
Organism: Anopheles stephensi (Asian malaria mosquito)
Lineage: Eukaryota; Metazoa; Arthropoda; Insecta; Diptera; Culicidae
Gene: Ggamma1
Product: guanine nucleotide-binding protein subunit gamma-1
Exons: 1
Coding region: 335-547 (70 amino acids)
Biological process (GO): G protein-coupled receptor signaling pathway
Cellular component (GO): heterotrimeric G-protein complex
Molecular function (GO): G-protein beta-subunit binding
Source: RefSeq, a predicted model, not a curated record
AUCAAUUCCAACUGUCAAGCAAGCUGUCAAAUGGUAAAAAUUUUCUCAGUCCAAAAAAGAAAAAAGAAAGCAAAACUUCGAUUGAAACGAUCAUCCAAUUAAAGCUUGCUGGAAUUUCUUCGCACGGUAAAAAAAGCGCAAGCAAAGCAGCGUAAUUCACACGCCCUAAAAUACUCAAUCUAACCCCGUUUGCCUUAUCGCGUGCUGUGUCACCCGCUGUGCUGAGGUCCGUGUCCACCCGGAGCUCGGUGUGUUUGGAACCAAUUUUGCUGUGUUUUUGUGCGCGGAAGCUACCGUAAAAGCAUUCACCAUAGGGCUAUCCGAGACAGCCGUGAUGGAUAUAAUGGCCUCGAACCUGCAGCAGCAACGAGCUAUUACCGAGCAGCUCCGACGCGAGGCUGCCAUCCAGCGCAUCACGGUUUCGCAGGCCGUGGCGGACAUCGUGAAGUAUGUGACGGAGCAUCAGGCCGAGGAUUGCCUGCUGGUGGGAUUCUCCAGCCAGAAGGUAAACCCGUUCCGCGAGAAGAGCUCCUGCAGUAUCCUGUAAGCUGUUGAACGAAGGCUCCGGCCCAUCUCUGCCGUCACCGCAACAGGAUCUAUCCCGAAAAGCUGGAAGGGAUGGAACGAUCUCGCGAUGCGAACGGCCCGAUGACGUCAUCGGUGGUGGUGGAGGAGUCGGAAGCUCAAGCUCAAAAUUGCGUACCGACAAGUUAAUUGAUGUGUUAAGUGUCUAUUUGGAACAAAAGGAAGCAGCGCCCUGGCAUACUAACACGUACCAUCCUAUAUAUACAGCCUAUAAAGAAAAGAAAAACAUGCCAAACGUAAAACGGAAUUGCCUGUAGUGAAGGGAGGAGGAGGAGAGAAGCAACAGUUUGCUGCUUCGAAUGUCACACUGGUCACACAACCCCACCUAUCGCUUGCAAUAGAACCUCAACGGCCCCCACCGUGUAUCGCAACAGCUGUGGUAGUAGCAUUUACAACCUCAUCCACAUCAGACGCUCACAUCAUCAAGUUCCACCAAACCACCUACCAGCAUCACCGUCACAUCCGGAACCAUAGGGAGGAUUUUUCUACCAAGAAAAAUCCAACGAGUAUCCAUGCCAGACGUGUUUUGAUAGAAAUUUUACUCCAGCACAACAACACGCCCCACGCCAAAGGGUGGCCAUUCGAGCAAUCUAUUGAAUCUUAUCAACAACAGACUGGGGUUUCUCAGAUGCUUCCAUUCGUUUUUAACCUACAUGUAUACUGGAAAUGGGGAUGACGGGCGUCAAAGCUAGUUCCGCAAUUUCGUAUCAUUUUAAACGACGGGGAAUCUCAUGCGCACAACAUUGUAAACCAAACUCUAUUUAGUAACACGGAGGCGAAAAUCACAAUAUGCUUACACUACAAGCAACCAAAAAAGGGUAAAGAAACACAGGACAAAUAAGGUAACCACUGCUCUCGUUCAACAAGGUGUAGUAGCCAAUUUAGACUAUUAUAGCUGCUGACUGUCGUCGGUGUUGUACAAGUAUAUUAGGGGGAGAAAAAAAACCAGCAAAGCGCGAAAACAAAAGCAAAUCUUAUAUCAAUGUUACUACUAUAUUAUAUUUACCGCUACCGGAACUACGCUCAGCUGUCGUCGUCGUCGUCGUUGGUGGUCCCUCGAUGGAUUUGUCAUCGAGCGUGCAGGGUAUUAGCCUCGGUGGCCGGGCGGUUUUACGACCGGUCCCUGCUUGCGGCUAGCCACAGCUACCCAUCGAUGCAUCGACAGCGAACGGCAGACGGCAAACAAUGUGUAACGUGCAACUAAUAAACAGUGGACUAUUUAAAUGUAUCGUGUA